This is a messenger RNA of Paramecium tetraurelia, 786 nucleotides long. RefSeq lists its product as uncharacterized. The record is from RefSeq and is a predicted model, not a curated record. Lineage: Eukaryota; Ciliophora; Oligohymenophorea; Peniculida; Parameciidae. The transcript has a single exon. Gene Ontology annotation, biological process: protein demethylation. Gene Ontology annotation, molecular function: protein methylesterase activity.
AUGACCUUUGCUUUGCUUAUACAAGAACUCAAAACUUUUUGUAGUUGUUUCUCAUAUGAUAUUAUUUCUCAUGGCUUAUCUUAGAGAAAGGAAGCUCUCACGAUGAAGAAUUUGUUAUCAGAAUGCGAGGCAGUUAUUGAAUUCAUCAGGAUCAAAUGUCCUAACACAAAUAUAAUAUUGCUUGGGCAUAGUUUGGGUGCAGCAAUAGCAUCUAAAAUAAAACAUUAAUCAUAUAUCAGAGGGUUAAUCGUAAUUGACAUGAUUGAAAGUAAAGCCAUCGAAAGCAUCUAAAUAAUGGACUAUCAAUUAAGAAAAAGGCCUAGUCUGUUCAGUUCGUAUUCGAGUGCCAUAAAUUAUCAUUUAUAUAAUAAUUUAAUACGGAACCCCAUUUCAGCUUAAAUAACAGUUCCUCAUUACUUAAAUGACAAAUUGGAAUGGAAGGUAGAUCUCAUAGGAACAAAGCAAUAUUGGGAAUAAUGGUUCGAAGGAAUCUAAAAUGGAUUCGACACCUUCCCUUAUUAAAAAAUGCUGUUCAUAGCUGAAAGUGACAGGAUACCAACAGAUCAGUUCCUCAAAUCGAGAUAUCCAAUCCAUUUGUUUGAAAAGUCAGGACACAAUAUUCAUGAGGAUGAACCUAUUAGAAUGGCCAAGCACAUUUCUGAUUUUCUGUAUCAACAGAGAGUGCCUAUGAAUUCGUCUGAAACAGAGAAACUGAAACAAUUGGGAAUAAUUGGUUUUAGACCCAAAGUAUUAUAAUAUAAGAUUGAAUUAAAAGAUAUCAUUUGA